This is a messenger RNA of Scophthalmus maximus (turbot), 2365 nucleotides long. RefSeq lists its product as uncharacterized. NCBI's taxonomy places the organism in Eukaryota, Metazoa, Chordata, Actinopteri, Pleuronectiformes, Scophthalmidae. The record is from RefSeq and is a predicted model, not a curated record. The coding region runs from base 188 to 2068 and encodes 626 amino acids. The transcript is spliced from 15 exons.
CGCGCAUCAUUAAAACGCGUCAGCGUUAGCCACGGCUAGCUGGCUAGCUACAGUAACAGUGCACCCUCAACUUAAAUACACAUUACAUUCAUUGUCCAAAUGUUAUACACGCAUUGCCUACAGCUGUGCUGUUUCCACACUCGCCCACUCUCGAGUUUUUCCUCCGCGUCUCUGACAGCCGUCGACGAUGAAUUGGGUCGGGGGCUCGAGGAGCCGGCUGGUGACGAAGGACGAUGCUAAAAAGCAGAGGGAGUUCUUUGAAAAGAGAAAAAUGCAAAAGAAGCUGAAGAACCUGGGGCUAGCUCUGCCGGCAUCCCCCGGGGGAGCCGGCGCUGCGGCCACCGGCAGCGUGGACCUGGUGACCUUGUUCAUAGUCAACCAGAUCGCUACCAAGAAGGAAAAUAAAGAUCUUCCUAAAGUUGCAGUUCUCGGCAGCGGCAGGAGAGGAUCCAACAGACAGAACAACCCCCUGGUUCUCCCGAUGAGCCCCUGUUCCCCGUCACAGCUGAGUCUGGUCGAGAGCCAGCCUCAGUACAGUGUUCACGGAAUGACAAAGAGCAGGCACGUUAUUCCACAAGGGUUCAGGUGUCAACAGUUGUCACCGGUGCUGGAGUCACCUUUCUCCGACAACAGCGCGUCCGACUACCCGCCGCCCACAUUCGCCCGCCUCAGCCCCUUCUCCUCCAUGUCGUCCGCCUCCUCGUGCCAAGGUGGUGUGUUCCCCCUGAAGUUGAGUCGUCGGCAGCUUCCUCCUCGCUGCUCCCCUCCGCCCUGGGUCACCUCCGGGAUGAGGCACGUCCAGUUCCAACCUUUCUCCCAGCCCAGAGGGAUGACAGACAAUCUGCCCUGGUCCUGUGGAUCCGACCCAGCGCUCUACCAACAGGAGACGCCCACGGCGGCGCAAGUCCUGUUCGGGAGUCCAGAACCAGACGUGUCAGACGUAAGAGUCCGCGACGUCAGCUUCUCCCUUGAUCAAACGGAGGACAAGGAGUCGGCGUUGGACUUCACGCUGCACCAGUCGGACGCCGAGCAGCAUUUUGAGGAGGACGUCUUCAGGGGCUUCAGUAACGAAGACGACGAAAAAGAAGCUUUUCAUUUUGGGAGUGCAAGGUCCAAGAUAUACCUCAGAGAUGGAACACCAGUCAAAUCCUCAGCACCGCAAACUGUCCCUGACUUACAUUGUGUGGGAAUGGAGCUCUCCAACUGCAGUGACAAAAACUUCUCAUAUCCUGGACACAACAGUGGCCACGUGGAAAACUGCGGGUAUUCACAGAGUUACUCCUGUGCGGGAUGUUACCUCAGCUCAGACUCAAACGAUGAAGAAGAAUACUGCCCGCCAUGCCUCCAGGCUUCUGCAUCUUCACACGCGGAGCAAGCCUGUUGCGCACAUGCCUCGAACCAGGGCUCAAAGGGGGAGCCAGAACACGGGCCUCUCACCCCACACAUAAAACCCCAAAUGAACGUCAAAGUUGAUGAGACGGUUACGAAUAACGCGGCGGACAAAGCCUCAGGAAGCGGCGGCCGACGGCUACGAAGCGGCACGGCUCAGUCUGCAUCUAUUCGCCCUCCGGUUCAAACUCUGACCUCAGAGAUCUUCGAAUGCAGAACACUCUCCGGUGAAACCAGAGACGCCGGGACCCAAACCGUCGCCUGGGAACGGUGCGAUGCCUCGACUCAGUGCGGCUUCCUCAUCGGGUCCGCAGCCCCCGGGUUCAGCAUCGGCCUUCCACCUGUUGGCGUGUCGGUGCAAUGUCUCGCCACCGGGAGGCAGACGGACACUGCCGCUGCCUCCGCAGAGCCGAGCACACACACUGCAGCCGCAACAGGCAACGGCGGAGGGAAGCAUACGCCCUGGAGCAGGAAGAAACCCGAGGCUGGUUCCCCACCGGGCGGCUGUGGCUUCGUGACCAAAUUCUCUGCCAACAACGACGAUAGCAAAGUGUCCCCAGAGACACACGGCGGCCGCUUCCCGGAGGCUCUGAGCUCGACCGCUGGCAGAGGUAUAGGUGAAGAGGGCAGAGGUGAGAGAGGGCGACGUGAAUCAGACACAGGGACCGGAGAGCUCUGAGGGAGAGCGUGAGGGCGGAGGUCACGUCUGCCACCGGAGGGAACAGACCCCCAGAGGAUAUUUUGCUCCUGGUCAAGCAGAGGAAGAAUUAAGGGACGAUAAUCAUCGACCGAAGGAAGCUCGAAGGAUGGAGGCAGUGGAAAUUUAAAAAAAAAAAUAUAUAUAUAUAUAUAGUAUAUGCCUGUUCUGUUCAUGUGUUUAACUUCAAAUGAUCAUUUAACUCAUUUGUAUUAAGCUGUAAAACCAUCAAAAAUGCAGCAUCUGUUCUUUAAAUAAACCCCAAAGCCUUUUCUCUGA